Zea mays is the source of this 1257-nucleotide messenger RNA. Its product is annotated as alpha/beta-Hydrolases superfamily protein. The transcript has 8 exons. The record is from RefSeq and is marked validated. Bases 131 to 1165 code for a protein of 344 amino acids. Lineage: Eukaryota; Viridiplantae; Streptophyta; Magnoliopsida; Poales; Poaceae.
CCACACGUACGUACUGUACGUACGCUUCCCCGCCCGUCUCCCCCACCGCUUCCAGGCAACAUAUAUAUCUGAUUCGAGAGCAGGCGGAGUUGCGGAUUAGCUGCUGGUCCGAUCCAGAAGCUCCUAGACGAUGAUGGACGUGGAGUACCACGAGGAGUACGUGAGGAACGCGAGGGGCGUGCAGCUCUUCACCUGCGUCUGGCUGCCGGCGCCGUCCUCCGCGCCCACCAAAGCGCUCGUCUUCCUCUGCCAUGGCUACGGGAUGGAGUGCAGCGACUUCAUGAGAGCAUGUGGGAUGAAGCUGGCCACAGCAGGGUAUGGCGUGUUUGGUAUCGAUUAUGAGGGCCACGGCAAGUCCAUGGGUGCCAGGUGCUACAUCCACAAGUUUGAGAGCCUCGUGGCCGACUGCGACAUGUUCUUCAAGUCCAUCUGUGACAUGGAGGGAUACAGGAACAAGAGCCGGUUUCUAUACGGCGAGUCCAUGGGCGGAGCCGUGGCUCUACUGCUGCACAGGAAGGAUCCGACCUUCUGGGACGGUGCAGUUCUUGUGGCGCCAAUGUGCAAGAUAUCGGAGAAAGUGAAGCCGCACCCGGUGGUGGUCACCCUGCUAACUCAGGUGGAGGAGAUCAUCCCCAAGUGGAAGAUCGUCCCCACCAAGGACGUCAUCGACUCCGCAUUCAAGGACCCCGUCAAGCGCGAGAAGAUCAGGAAGAACACGCUCAUCUACCAGGACAAGCCCCGGCUGAAGACGGCGCUGGAGCUUCUCAGGACCAGCAUGGAUGUGGAAGACAGUCUGUCAGAGGUGAGGAUGCCGUUCCUCGUCCUGCACGGCGAGGCCGACGCGGUGACCGACCCCGAGGUCAGCCGCGCCCUCUACGAGCGCGCGGCCAGCGCCGACAAGACCAUGAAGCUCUACCCGGGGAUGUGGCACGGCCUCACCGCCGGCGAGCCUGACGACAACGUGGAGCUGGUGUUCUCCGACAUCGUCUCGUGGCUCGACAAGCGCAGUCGCCACUGGGAACCCGACGAGCGGGUGAGAAGGGCUCCGCCGGAGCCUGAGAACAAGCGCCGCGUCACCAGCAGCAGCAGUCAACGGCCCGGCAGCUUCCUCUGCGGACUAGGCUGCCGCUGCCGGCAACACCAGCAACAGUGUAGUAGGAUGUAGAUAUGGAAAACGCUUGCUUUUUCCUCCUCCUUUAAGUUGUUGACAAAGAACUGAGAAAAGUCAUGGUCUCAACAAAGAUCUUGUUCCAUCCU